UGCUCGUGUGUGUUUCUCGCGCUCUGAUGAUCCGCUCGGUGUUGCUGCGCGCGCUCGCGGCUCGCCCGCCGUCCGCUCCGGUUCCCGGUCACCUGCACAGAUGUUUGCUCGGGACUCACCGGCGGAAAAUUAAACCCGAACAGCUGGAGUUACCGAACCAGACGCGGGAGUUCGUGUACAGCCUGAGCCCGGAGACCCGGAGCCGCCUCCUGAAGGAGCUGCAGACCUUCGAGUCCAAGACGGAAGACUCUGGUGAAGCGUCUCGGCUGACGGCUGCUCAGCUCAGAUACAUUCUCCUGCACAACGCCAUUCCCUUCAUCGGCUUCGGCUUCCUGGACAACGCCAUCAUGAUCGCCGCUGGCACUCAGAUUGAACUGUCUAUCGGAUUGACACUAGGAAUAUCCACUAUGGCAGCUGCGGCUCUGGGGAAUCUGGUGUCAGAUCUGGCUGGACUCGGUUUAGCAGGUUAUGUGGAGGCUCUGGCGGUGCGUUUAGGGAUGCAGAUUCCUGAUUUGAGCCCCAGACAGGUGGACAUGUGGCAGACCAGAGUCUCCUCACACAUGGGUAAAGCCAUCGGCGUGGCCAUCGGGUGUAUUCUGGGAAUGUUCCCGCUGCUCUUCUUAAGCGAUGAGGAAGACAAGAAACCCAAGAAAGACUCAAACUGACCUGCUUUUCACAGGCAUGACAGAAACUGCAUUUGUUUUGCCAAAGCG
Danio rerio (zebrafish) is the source of this 713-nucleotide messenger RNA. It is a transcript of the gene tmem65, whose product is annotated as transmembrane protein 65. The record is from RefSeq and is marked provisional. Gene Ontology annotation, cellular component: mitochondrial inner membrane. NCBI's taxonomy places the organism in Eukaryota, Metazoa, Chordata, Actinopteri, Cypriniformes, Danionidae.